AUGACUCUCAAGACUCUGGGAGCCAAGAAAGCGGCCGAGCUCGAUCAAGAGCUGAUGAGUGAAGACGGCGGCUUCAGCAUCGAUCAAUUGAUGGAACUGGCUGGGCUGAGCGUUGCACAAGCAGUCUACAAAGUGCACCCACCACCCACGAAUUCACAAUCCAAACCGAAAAUCCUCAUCGCCGCCGGGCCUGGCAACAACGGUGGGGAUGGACUGGUCGCAGCCCGACACCUGCACCACUUCGGGUACACACCAGUAGUAUACUACCCGAAACCAACCAACCAGCCCAUCUUCACUGGCCUGCAAAAGCAACUCCACAAACUCUCCAUCCCGUUCCUGACGACCCCCGAGUCCUUCACCUCGGAACUCCAGUCCGCCGACCUGGUCGUCGACGCCCUGUUCGGCUUCAGUUUCAAGCCGCCCGUGCGCGCCCCCUUCGACUCCGUGCUCGCGGACAUCAUCCAGGCCAAGAAGCCCGUGCUGGCCGUCGAUAUACCGUCUAGCUGGGAUGUGGAGGGUGGACCGCCGGGGGAGGGGCUCGUGGGCCAUGAGUUCAUGCCAGAGUUUCUCAUUAGUUUGACGGCCGCGAAGCCCAGUGUCAGGUGGUUCAAGGGGGAGAGGCAUUUUAUUGGUGGGAGGUUCUUGAGUAAGGCUAUCGCGGAUAAGUAUGGUCUUGAUGUGCCGGAUUAUCGGGGUGUCGACCAGAUUGCUGAGGUCGAGGUUGGGGUUAAAGUUGAAAAGUUGUGA
Exophiala bonariae is the source of this 747-nucleotide messenger RNA. RefSeq lists its product as uncharacterized. The coding region runs from base 1 to 747 and encodes 248 amino acids. The transcript has 3 exons. The record is from RefSeq and is a predicted model, not a curated record. Gene Ontology annotation, cellular component: mitochondrion. Lineage: Eukaryota; Fungi; Ascomycota; Eurotiomycetes; Chaetothyriales; Herpotrichiellaceae. Gene Ontology annotation, molecular function: NAD(P)HX epimerase activity.